Silurus meridionalis is the source of this 3642-nucleotide messenger RNA. RefSeq names its product gap junction protein gamma 2 (gene gjc2). The record is from RefSeq and is a predicted model, not a curated record. Lineage: Eukaryota; Metazoa; Chordata; Actinopteri; Siluriformes; Siluridae. Gene Ontology annotation, cellular component: connexin complex. The coding region runs from base 495 to 1784 and encodes 429 amino acids. The transcript has 2 exons. Gene Ontology annotation, biological process: cell communication.
ACACACACACACACACACACACACACACACACGUUCAGACACACAAACACACACACUCUCCAGCACUGAGAGCUUCAGGGAUGUAGAAACCUUCUGAAGCACACCCCCAGUGAAGCCACGCUCAUCAGCCACGCUAAAGUGUGCACUUAGAGAAUUGAGAGAAUUGAUCACGCUAGCAUGCGGAGGAGUUCCAGCUGAACGGACAGGGUUCCUCUCUCGGUUCUCUGGGUGUGUGGACUGCUGUGAGAACUCAAUAAUGGCGUGACAAAGAGCUGCUGUCUCACUGAGGGAUGUGCUGAUGAUCCUUCUUCUUCUGUGGUGGUCUGAAACAUCAGAUUCGACGACUCGCUCUGAGAUCCGCACUUUAAAGACUUCAAGAGCUUCGUUUUGAACUUUUCUUUGGCGGGUGAAGAUUUUGGGUUCUACAGUUAAGUAAAGUUAUGUUCCGAGUUCUUCAAAUACACAGUCGUAGGUGAUCCUGUUUUUUGACCGCCAUGAGCUGGAGUUUCCUCACCCGCCUCCUGGAGGAGAUCCACAACCACUCGACGUUUGUGGGGAAAGUGUGGCUGACGGUCCUCAUCGUGUUCCGCAUCGUUCUGACGGCAGUGGGUGGAGAGUCCAUCUACUCGGAUGAGCAGUCCAAGUUCACCUGCAACACCAAGCAGCCUGGCUGCGACAACGUCUGCUACGACUCGUUCGCCCCGCUCUCACACGUCCGCUUCUGGGUCUUCCAGAUCAUCAUGAUCUCUACGCCGUCUGUCAUGUACCUCGGAUACGCCAUCCACAAAAUUGCCCGUGCCUCUGAGGAAGACCAGGAGAAAACCAAGAAACGGCACAGGAGCUACCCGAGGAGCCGAUGGAGGGACGUGGAUCAGACCGAGGAAGAAAACGACGAUGAUGAAUGCGACGACACAGAACCCAUGAUGUACAGCGACGCGCUGGAGCUUCAGGAAACCAAAGCCAUGGAGAUGGAGAGGAACUCAAAAAGAGACACAACAAAGCACGACGGCCGGCGCAGGAUUAUGCAAGAAGGUCUAAUGAGGAUUUACAUCCUUCAGCUCAUAUCUCGUGCCAUUUUCGAGGUCUUCUUCCUGGUGGGUCAGUACCUCCUGUAUGGAUUCCGGGUCAGUCCCUCGUACGUGUGUGAUGAAAUUCCCUGUCCUCAUCAAGUUGAUUGCUUCGUGUCACGUCCCACUGAGAAAACCAUCUUCCUGCUCGUCAUGUACAUAGUCAGCUGCCUCUGUUUGAUGCUCAACGUCUGCGAGAUGUUCCACCUCGGCAUCGGGGCAUUCCGAGACAUGCUCAGGAAACGCCGGGUUCAGAACCGGAGUAUCCGCUCCUGCACUUAUCCGUAUUCCCGUAACAUUCCGGCUUCACCUCCGGGAUACAACUUUGUGGUUAAAUCAGAGAAAGCGGGACACCAGGUCCAAAACGGUGUCCUCUCUCAUCAGCAGAACCAGAACAGCGUCCUGGAUCCUCAGCAGAACCACAGUCACGGUGUCAUCGCCCCACACAACCGGGAUCAGAACUGUGCCAGUCCGGAAGGAAACGUUCAGCCGGACCUUGCCAGUUUGCACCAUCAUCUCCGUGUAGCACAGGAACAGCUGGACAUGGCCUUCAGGACCUACAGCAACAAAAGCACUCCUAUUUCAAGAACCAGCAGCCCAGCAUCAGAGCAGAACCGGGUCAAUUUAGAACAGGAGAGACAGGGAGCGAGACCCAAAGCUGACCCAGGGAGAACUGACUCAAUAGUCAGGAAUGGAAAAACCUCUGUGUGGAUUUAAAUUCCAGCUCUGACCAUGAACUUCAUCACUAUUAUGACUGUGUGACAUGCAGGAGGCUGGAUUACUAAUUAUUAAUAAACUAACCUCAGUGUGGAUUUAAACAAACUGAAAUAAAGAAUGAAGAAGAGAUUCAAAUAUAAUAACAACCCUGAUGUCCAAAUUAUCCACAAAAUAACUCCUGUUCUUUACACUUUUUUCGUUCAAAAGUUUAUGGACACCUGACCAUAAGAUUGGUAUGUUCUUCUUUCUGUACAUCUCAUUCCACAUUUCGUCUUUAUUCCUGUUAUAAUGAGCUCCACUCUUUCUGGAAGAUGUUCCAUUAGAGUUUGUGGAGAUCCAUUCAGCCACAAGGGUGUUAGUAAAACCAGGUACUGGUGUAGAUGAGAAGGUGAGGAGUCAGCACUCACAUUCAUUCUCAAGAUGUUCAAGAAUUUCCUGCUUCCAAAGAUGAGAGUUUGGAGAAGGACCAGAAACAUGUGGAAAAGUCCGGUUUCACAAAACUUGUCCAUAUAAACCUUGUAAAAGUGGAAAACACUGAAUAUGACUUUUUGAAAUGCUAAAAUCUUUAAAGAAACCCCAGUGCAAUGCAGCAUUCACAACAACACAGUCACUAACGCAACAUCAUUCAGCAGCAGUCAGUGUGAGGAUCGAGAACGUGGUGAGCAGGGAGAUGAUCCAGGUGUGGAAGGUCCUGAGGUGAAGCGGAGAGCAUGAUAAUGGUGAAGGUCUCACACCCAGUCGUGGAUUAUCACCUUAUUCCAUGUUACUUCCUACCACUGAGGAGUUAAAAAGCUGUUAUUGAUGUUUGCAGAGCGAAACUGAUGCCUUAUCUUCAUUACUCGUUCCAUCUACAUUUAUUUAUGCUGUUGGAGUUUAACUCCUGGUGCUGCUUUUCCUUCUGUUUCUCAUUUGAACGUUUUCUUCUCCAGAUGGUCAAAUCACAAUGCAGAAUUCACACUUGUGUGCUAAAAUUUAUACAACUUUUACAAUUCUGACAUACUGCCUGUGUAAUCAAAUAUCUACUGAUGUGUCCAGGCUGGUGAAUAAAAAGAAUAAUAAUAAUAAUAAUAAUCAUAAUAAUCAUAACCAUAAUAAUAAUAAUAAUAAUAUCAUUUUUAGGUUAUGACGUAGACAUUUUGUACUCACAGCAUUCCUGCAUGUUCAUCAUGUCACAUAUUCAGACCCCUUUGAGUUUACGUGGUAACGUGUAGAUUAUUCCGUGAAAAAGAAAUAAUAAAUCUCCACUUUAAACGUAAACAAUAUGACAUUGUGUGUAAAUAUGUAUCGCGAUGUGUCGUAUAAACGAUUACCUGCACAUCUUUACACUAUUGUACAGAUCAGUUCUGCUUGGACAAACUCUCUGGAAGAGAAAAAAUAAAUAACCAGUCGUGUGUGUGUGUGUGUGUGUGUGUAUAUGUGUGUGUGUAAAUAUUGUGUAUUUAUUCUGUUUUGUGUUAAAACUUGCACUAGAGAAAAGGUAUCUAACAGUGUAAAUAAAGCUGGAGGGAUUGGUGACGGUUCGGGGAACUGAAUCUGAGUAGAUGUUUUAUUGAUAUGGACACAGAUCUAGUCAGCUCUGAUUAAUACUUUAACGCUACACAGCAAGUUUAGGUUUUUCUAAUUUGGCAUCAGCACUUAUGAAUAGUCGAGCAGCACCUUGAGGACUAUUUGUUUACAGGAUAAACACAGCAAAGCUAGUCACUAUAGUUAGUAUACUAUCCUGUUACAAAAAUGUGAGCAAAAAUACGACCAUGCAGAACGCAUUUAUAUUACGAAUCUGAAUCUGUUCCUGAAAUGUGCCUUAUUACUGUAACUGUGAUGAGCAUUUUAAAUAAAUAAUCAAUGGAGGAAAAACUUC